Molecule: messenger RNA, 528 nt
Organism: Symbiodinium pilosum
Lineage: Eukaryota; Dinophyceae; Suessiales; Symbiodiniaceae
Source: the annotation of a GenBank genome assembly
AUGUUGGGACGUCUUAAUCUUUUUGGGGGGCAGGCUCCUAUCAAAGGAAAUGCCGAUUUGUUGAACAGGAAGCAGCGUCGUUUGCCCGGACCUCGAUUCGUUGCAACACGCGCGUGGCCACAGCCACUGUCGGGUGAGUUGCCGGAACCACUCCGCGCGACUGACGGUCGCAAGCCCGACGCGCCACCUGAAGAUGUUUUUACUCUCGAUACGAUCACGCAGCGAAUGCCCAAGAUCAUGCAGUCUGUGGUCAAGGGAAUGCCGGAAGCCCUGAAGACUGAAAGCUUUGAGCAGAACAUCCAAGCGCUCCAAGACGAGAUGAGGGACGGAGCUCAACUGCGACCCUUGGCGAGUGGCAGCGCCCGGGUGGGAGCCGACGGGUGGAAUGAGCACCUCAGUGAGUUCAUCGAGCGCGGAGAAGGUUGGCAUACUGCUCCCUGGUGGGUCGUGGAGAACUACAUGUACAAGCGUCUUUUGGAGGACGGUUUAGUUGAUUUUAGGGUGGAAUGUGGGGCCUACAUAGAAUGA